CUGCAAGGGUGGGGGUGGGUUCCAGCAGUUGGGCAACUCAGGCCCUGGUGCCGCGCGCGAGAUCCUGAGCGCAGCCCGGAGGAAUCGGGGGCUCCGCCAUGGCCCGGGAGAGGCCGCCGGGCAGGGGCUGUGGCGCCCUGCGCCGGUGCCUGCUCGGCGCCGCGCUUGUGCUCGGCCUGCGCCUCUGCGCCAAGCUGCGCAGCCCCGGGCCCGGAGCCCCUCGCCGCAGCGCCGCCUCUGUCUCGGUGCCUCGGCCACCCGUGCCUCACCUGCUGCCCGCGCCCGGGCUGCCGCGUGGCGCCAGCAGGAGGCAGGUGACUUACGUGCGCAGCGGGCGCAGAGCGUCGCCGACUGGUGGCGGGCGCGGGACGCCGGAGCCGAGCUGCUGCGCCCCGCGCGGACGCCCCAACCCGAAGGGUCCCCGAUGGCACAUUGAGCUGCAGCCUUGGGCAGGCCCUGCCCACUCCCUAGAUGAAGAAGCCGCAAGGUUCCUGAGCUACAUCAGCACAACACAGAUUGCGUGCAAUCACAUGAGUACCGACAGCCUGGAGGCUGACUUCAGCCCUGCCCAGCAGCCCUGGUCAGUGUGUCUUGAUGAUAGGUUUGGCUUAGCUCGCCAAAUCCAUAACAAGCAGUGCCGUCUCUACUCCUUAGGGCUGGGAAGUGAUAAUACUGGCUUUGAGGUUAGCAUGGCCAGGAAUGGAUGUGAAGUGCAUCGUUUUGACCCUAGUGUGAAGUCAGCUCACAUCCUGGAGAGCCAACGCCUGUGGUAUCACCGCUUGUCCAUCACCUGGAGGGACCCCCAUCCAGCUGUUGCUGUUCAGAAGUCAUAUGCCAAUGCCAGAAAGCUGGGAAGUGUUUUGAAUGAAUUCGGGCAUUACAAGAUUGAUGUGCUCAAGGCAGAUCUGGAAAGUGCAGAAUGGAAGGUUCUGGAAAAUCUCAUUCUGGAAAAUGUCAUUGAACAGAUUGGCCAGCUCAUCUUUGAGAUCCAUCUCCACUGGCCCGGGUUUGAGGUUAGUGGCACUGACAGCAGUGUCGUGCGGUUCUGGUACAGCCUCCUCAAAGAAUUAGAACAAAAGGAUUUCAAGCUUUUUCACAGUUACAAAGACUUAACUAAACCUCAGCUAUUCCUGAAGAAAGAAAUCUUCAAUGCAAGUAGCUGCUAUACUCUAAGCUGGGUGAAUACAAGAUGGAGAUAGCGUGCAGGCCCUCAUUGAGAAUGUUGGGGAAUAUUCUCAGAAUGGAACACACCCACGACUCUCAGCAUAGAUUUAUGCAUCUACUAGACUGUUAUCUGGUCAAGCAAGGACCAUGUUACAGUCUUUGUGGUAUAGGAUCCUGGUACUUGACAUGUGGCAAAGGUACUCUCAACAUACCAAGGGAUGAACCAUCAACUCCCUCCCAUCUGCACCCUGCUCCCUCCACCACCAUUGUCCAGACCCAAGCCCUCUGCCCUCUGCUUCAAAUCAUGUUUCUUUACAAGAUGAGAAGUUUAUUCUGGAUGAUUUUCAAAAUCUCAUUUUGAAUAACUUACCUAAGUAGUAUAAAAAUAUCCGAAUUAUUUUAUCAAUUUAGUAUUUCACUUUUGCAUUUUCUCUAUGUCUUGAGAGGGUGUUGAAAACAGAAUGUUGAUUGUGUUAGACUUUUUUCUUUUCGUUAUUUUUCUUUAACCCCUUUCUGCCCUCAGACCUUCCCCAGGUUGGCUUUUUGCUUCUUGUAAUCAUUUGAAACCAUCAUAUAUCUAGUGAG
This is a messenger RNA of Ochotona princeps (American pika), 1749 nucleotides long. RefSeq names its product methyltransferase like 24 (gene METTL24). The transcript has 5 exons. The record is from RefSeq and is a predicted model, not a curated record. The coding region runs from base 99 to 1199 and encodes 366 amino acids. NCBI's taxonomy places the organism in Eukaryota, Metazoa, Chordata, Mammalia, Lagomorpha, Ochotonidae.